GUACGUACGAAACUCUCUUUUAUCCAAAUUUCUACCUUCUAACCUCUAAAAUUACCAUUUUACCAUCUUUAGCUCACUUUAGCUCACUUUAGCUCAGCUCCGUUUAUAAAAGUCAUGUUGCCGAUUCCAACUCGCCAUACUACUAGCAAGGCUUGUGUAUUGGUCCGUACCUAACCUAUAAGCUUUAGUUAUGAGAUCCAUCCCGAGAUCUCAACUAAUAGCAAUUUGCUAUGCAAGGCAAUUAACUAGAUUUUUUCAUGGGACACAUCGAUUAGCCCUACCGUCGAUCCGCUGCGGCGCAUCCAGAAUAUCUAGUCGAUCAUCCCAAUUGCAGCAAAGCCAAUUCCUGCGUGGCUUUUUUAGUUCCCCAAAACAACGACGAAGGGAGACCGAAGCUGGUAAAGGUCCCCUUAUAGUUGUACCCGUGACUCUACUCCUUCUCACCGGUUUACUCAUAUACUCGCUUUAUCCAGACCAAAAGUUUCGCCAGGCUCGCCUUGCCGAACAGGCCAAGAAGGUUCCCAAGGAUGUCCAAGAUGGUUCACAACAACAUCAGACAGAGGAGGCUGCUUGGUCAUCCUUUACCCGCCGGCUCGAAGACUUUGUAAAUGUCACCGAUAUUGAAUGGUCUUCACUAUCUGAUCGCAUCGUCGACAUGAUCCUUCCUGAUUGGUCCAAGGCUAUACCUGUGCAGAUCCGUAAGCUCCAGCGUGAGCUUUCCAUGGCAGACGGGUCGCUGGCUAAGGAGAUAUGGAAGGAGGCUCAUGACCCCUUCAUUCACCCCGAAAUUCAAUACUCUGCCAAGGUGCGCGUCUCGGACGAGCUUUGCGAUGAAGAAAAAGAGUACUUAGCUCGUCGCAAGAAAAUCGCCACGGCGGCGUUAGCCAAGUAUCUUGGACUAGACGAGAAGGAUAUUAAUCCCGACGACGUUCCUACCAUAGCCAUGUGUGGUUCUGGCGGCGGCUUGCGGGCACUAGUCGCAUGCACGGGUUCUCUCCUCGCUACUCAAGAAGAUGGGCUAUUCGACUGCGUAACGUAUACUUCAGGCGUCAGUGGAUCAUGCUGGAUGCAGGCUCUCUACCAUUCGUCUUUGACGAACUGUCGGUUCGAUCGCAUCGUUGACCACUUGAAAGCAAGAUUAGGAGUUCAUAUCGCGUACCCUCCGGCUGCAUUUUCAUCUGUGACAUCGUCUCCAACUAACAAGCUCCUUCUAAGCAGUUUAGUCGAAAAGCUGAAAGGGGAUCCCAAGGGAGCUUUUGGCCUCGUUGACGUGUAUGGGAUUUUAUUAGCAGCAAGGCUUCUAGUGCCGAAAGGCGAGCUCGGCGUUAAUGAGCGAGACUUUAAACUCUCUAACCAAAGAGAAUACAUCAAGUACGGACAAAAUCCCAUGCCAAUCUAUACUGCCGUCCGCCACGAGAUUCCGAGUAUAGCCAACACCAACCAAGGGUCUAAAAGUGGCACCGCCAAUACGGAACAAGCAAAGGAGAUAGCGAAGCAGGAGGCAUGGUUUCAAUGGUUCGAGCUAACCCCUUACGAAUUCUUUUGUGAAGAGUUCAACGCCGGAAUACCAACUUGGGCUCUCGGUCGACGGUUUAAUAACGGGGAGGAUGUUCCCCCGGAGGGUGAUUACUAUCACUUACCGGAGCUCCGUAUGCCCAUUAUGAUGGGUAUCUUCGGUAGCGCUUUUUGCGCUACUCUCAGCCACUAUUAUCGUGAAAUCCGACCACUCGUUAGAAAGUUGACCGGGUUUUCUACACUUGACGGCAUGAUCUAUGGUUAUAAUGAAGACUUGGAAAAGGUUCAUCCGAUCGAUCCAGCACAAAUACCUAAUUUUACUUACAAUAUGGAAGGAAAGCUACGAUUCACGACACCGACAACAAUAUACAAUAAUGAAUACAUACAGUUGAUGGACGCUGGCAUGUCGAAUAACUUGCCCAUUUACCCCCUACUCCGACCUGGUCGAGAUGUCGACAUUAUUGUUGCAUUUGACGCCUCCGCGGAUGUUAAGACGGACAACUGGCUGUCAGUAGCAGACGGGUACGCGCGCCAACGUGGCAUCCAGGGCUGGCCCAUUGGCGCUGGAUGGCCGAGGGAAACAGACUCGACGCAGAAAAUCGAACAGCAGCUGGACGCCGCCCAAGCAGGCUCGCCAGUGGAUGCAGAAAGCAAGGUUCGAGAGGCGCAGCAAGACCAGGCUCAAAGCCACAAUUCGGCCAAGUAUCAACCCGAAGAACCAAGCGCCAAGGCGAAGCACGACGUAUCCCAUCCUGAAGAUUCGGACUUGGGUUAUUGUACGGUGUGGGUAGGCACAACCGAGGAGCGAUCGUCGAAGCCGCCCCCGCCUAUAGCAAAGGCGCUCACGGACGACGCGCUGUCGUGGCAGCUGAUGGAGCCUAAAGCUGGUAUUACCGUGGUGUAUUUGCCAUUCUUGGCAAACCCGAAGGUGGGAGGCGUCAAUCCGGCUGAGAGCGACUACAUGAGCACUUGGAACUUCGUCUACACGCCGGAGCAAGUCGAUAAGGUGGUGGCGCUCGCACGCGCCAACUUCGACGAGGGCAAGGACCGUAUCCGCCGUUGCGUGCGCGCUGUUUACGAGCGCAAGAAAAAGCUACGCGAAGAAGGCGAGGCGGCCGCUAAGAAGGAGGCGUAUAGGCGAUUGAUGCGCUUGGGCAUCGCAGAUAGGCUGGGAGAAGGCGAUCAUUUCAGUUAGCUAUGUCGCUGCUUGAAAUUGAUCUAAUAAUAAUCAGCAGAAAUAUAUCCCCGUUGCCUCCAUGUACAUAAGAUUAGAACCCCCCACCCCAACCUACGAAUUAGAUAGGAGACACAUUUCAACGGAUCAGGGAUUUGGAAAAUAAAGAAGGGAUUUUUUUGAUAC
Messenger RNA from Daldinia caldariorum, 2875 nucleotides. Its product is annotated as FabD/lysophospholipase-like protein. Gene Ontology annotation, molecular function: A2-type glycerophospholipase activity. NCBI's taxonomy places the organism in Eukaryota, Fungi, Ascomycota, Sordariomycetes, Xylariales, Hypoxylaceae. The transcript has a single exon. The coding region runs from base 191 to 2710 and encodes 839 amino acids. Gene Ontology annotation, cellular component: cytosol. The record is from RefSeq and is a predicted model, not a curated record. Gene Ontology annotation, biological process: glycerophospholipid catabolic process.